GUUGUAGGUGAUCCGGUGCAAAGCUGCGGUAGCAUGGGAGGCCGGGAAACCUCAGGUGAUGGAGGAGGUGGAGGUGGCCCCUCCUAAAAGUGGGGAGGUUCGCCUUAAGGUCGUUGCCACAGGGAUCUGUCACACUGACUCCUACACACUCAGUGGCUCCGACCCUGAGGGGGUGUUCCCUGUAGUGCUGGGCCAUGAGGGAGCUGGAAUUGUGGAGAGUGUUGGGGAGGGGGUCACCAAGUUUCAAAAAGGGGACACAGUCAUACCCUUGUACAUCCCACAGUGUGGUGAGUGCAAGUUCUGUAGGAAUCCCAAAACCAACUUGUGUCAAAAGAUCAGGCUCACUCAGGGCAAAGGCUUGAUGCCAGAUGGAACAACCCGUUUCACCUGCAAAGGCAAGAGCCUCUUCCACUUCAUGGGCUGUAGCACAUUCUCUGAGUACACAGUGGUGGCUGAUAUCUCCCUGGCUAAAGUGGAUCCCAUGGCCCCUCUGGACAAGGUGUGUCUGCUUGGCUGUGGCAUCACCACAGGCUAUGGAGCUGCUGUAAACACUGCCAAGGUGGAGGCUGGCUCCACCUGUGCCGUGUUUGGCCUGGGGGCGCUGGGUCUUGCAGCUAUUAUGGGCUGUAAUGCAGCCGGGGCAGCCAGGAUUAUUGGAGUGGAUCUCAACCGGGACAAAUUUAAAACUGCUCGAGAGUUUGGUGCCACAGAGGUGGUGAACCCGAAGGACCACAGCAGGCCGAUCCAAGAGGUCCUGGUGGAGAUGACAGAUGGAGGCGUGGACUACUCCUUUGAAUGCGUGGGCAAUGUGGCAAUAAUGAGAGCUGCCCUGGAGGCCUGUCAUAAAGGCUGGGGCACUAGCGUCAUCAUCGGGGUGGCAGCAGCCGGACAGGAGAUCUCAACUCGGCCCUUCCAGCUGGUGACCGGACGCACGUGGAAAGGAACUGCUUUUGGGGGAUACAAGAGUGUCGACAGUGUUCCAAAACUUGUUGAGGAGUACAUGAAAAAGAAGCUCAAAGUGGACGAAUUUGUGACUCACACUCUGCCCUUUGAGAAGAUCAAUGAAGGGUUUGAUCUCAUGCAUGCUGGGAAAUGCAUUCGCGUCGUUCUUCAGCUCUAGAUGCACAGAAGCCCAGGAAACCAUGAUCGCACUCCAAGUUUACCCUGCUCUGUUGAAUAAAUCCUUCAGUUCCCUCUU
Molecule: messenger RNA, 1198 nt
Organism: Notothenia coriiceps (black rockcod)
Lineage: Eukaryota; Metazoa; Chordata; Actinopteri; Perciformes; Nototheniidae
Product: alcohol dehydrogenase class-3 chain L
Exons: 8
Coding region: 59-1120 (353 amino acids)
Biological process (GO): formaldehyde catabolic process
Cellular component (GO): cytosol
Molecular function (GO): zinc ion binding; S-(hydroxymethyl)glutathione dehydrogenase [NAD(P)+] activity; alcohol dehydrogenase (NAD+) activity
Source: RefSeq, a predicted model, not a curated record